Messenger RNA from Drosophila obscura, 2930 nucleotides. Its product is annotated as cilia- and flagella-associated protein 58. Lineage: Eukaryota; Metazoa; Arthropoda; Insecta; Diptera; Drosophilidae. Gene Ontology annotation, cellular component: cytoskeleton. The record is from RefSeq and is a predicted model, not a curated record. The transcript is spliced from 4 exons. Bases 162 to 2831 code for a protein of 889 amino acids.
AAUUUAGUUUGAAUUCAUUCAUUACACAACUUGUUUCCAUUCCACAGGGAGUUUCCUUUUCCCCUGCUUACACGCACCCACACACACACACAUUUUUGUUUCGUUUGCACCUUUUGUGCAUUGCAUUUCUUGCAUUUCUUUGAUUUGGUUUCCACCGAAAAAUGUCGGCCCGGAAGCGCAGUGGUUCGAGAAAACGGUCUACCAAAGACGCCCCUGUGGAGUCCGAGGUGCCAUUGGAAGAGCUGUUUGCGGACACUGUGGAGGUGGCGCAGAUCGAUCUCAUUGAUGACCUCAACGAGGAGUUCUUUGGCACAUCCUAUCAGCUGGUGCAGCACCUGUCGGCACGUGAUAACUUCGUUGCGGGCAAGGUGAAGCGAUAUGUGGAUAUUCUGGCCCGCAUCCAUGCCCGGUAUGUCAGCGAGGUGGAAAACGGCGUGGAAAUGCGGGUGAAGGUGGCGACUGCGGACGACAAAAUGGAGCUGGCCCUGAAGACAACGGCCAUCUCGGAGGCGAUGAUGGAGAAGCUGCGUGAGGCCCUGGCCGACUCGUGGCGCACCACGGACGCGGUGAAGCACCGGGAGGCCCUCAUGCAGGGCCAACUAAUGACGCUCGUCCAGAGCGGGCCACGGCUCACAAAGAGCGACACCCAGGACACUAGGAUCAGCCAGCAGGAGACCCGCAUCCGUGGCAUGGUCUAUAGGGAACGCGACCGUGUGGCAGGUGAACUGAAGGAUUAUCAGAAGCGCUUGGAGCUGAAUCGCAUAUACUCGGAGACUCUGGAUUCGGUGAUCCAGUCGCUGCGCGAGACAAUCGUCACACAGCAGAUGCGCCUCAAGAUGAUGGAGUCCGAAGGCUACAAGGUGCAGCACAAGCAUCGCAAGGAAGUCGAGACAUACGAGGAGCGAGUCAUGUCCAUGCGCAAGGAGCUGGAUGCAGCCCAACACAGCCUGCGCGUGUUGCAGGCUAGCGAAAAGGAAAAGGCCGAUGUGAUGGCCAUGAACGACAGCCUCAAGCUGGCCAACGAGCAUCUCUCGCGCGAGAACUACACCGUCUCCAGAACCUUCCACCACAAACAGGAGGAGAAGAAUCGUCUGGUGAUGAACCUCAAGCUGUCCGAGGACAUGAACAGUGUCCUGCGUCGGGACAAUGACGAGCUGGAGGCCUUUCGGCACAACAUCGAUCGGGAGCUAAAAAAGAAAACGGAAGAUGCGGUGAUGCUGGAACGUCGCUUCCUGCAGCUGUCCAAAAAGAAUGCGGACUUGAACGAUCAGAUCAUAGUCAAAGACAACGAGAUCAAAGCCCUGGAGAAGAAGCAGUCAAUGACAAUGGCCAAGCUGGAUGAGGUCACACACCAGAAGGAUGACAUCAGUCGCGCACGCGGCAAGCUCCAACUGGAGAUUGUUCGUAUUAAUGAUGUGGCCGCCGGUCUGCGGCAUGGCAUGGUCACACUGCGCGCUCAAAUUCAGGAUGUGAACUUGGACCUCUCGCGGGUCAACAAGAAGCUGGACGAGAAGGAGUUGGCGGUGCAGCGGAUGGCCCGGGAGAAGCGAGAGCUGGUUGUGGAGCUCAAUGAUGCGCACAAGAAGAUCGAGAACAUAGAAGAGACGCUGCAGAUUAGGACAGCGCGACUGGAGUUGGUCCAGGAUCAGCUGCAGCGCAAGCAUCAGGAGUUCAUGAAUGCCAAAAAGCAAAUGGAGAUUGCCCACUCUGAGCGGGUGAUGCUGCUCAAAACGAUGGACCUGUGCACGCGCGAUCGUCAAAUACUGCAGGCCUCCGUCACACGGCUGACGCACCAGAUCAACCAGCUAUCGGGCACGGUGGCUACGAACGAGAAGGAGAUCUCCUCGCUGGAGAAAGAUAUCGAGCAGCUGAAAAGCACCAUCAAGCAGAAGCAGAACGAGAUCCAUGCGAAGGAGCGGACGCUGGCCAGCACGCGCAACGAUCUGCGCGAGAUGAAGAUCCGGUUCGAGCAGUCACAGCACACGAUCGACGAGGACGAGAAGCGCUUCAAGCAGAUCUCCUGCACCCUGGAGGAGGUGUCCAAGGAGAAGAGUCUGGUGGGCCUGCAGAUGGUGCGGCGCAACGACGAGGUGCGGCUGCUGCGCGAGAAGGAGACCAUCAUGCAGAGGGCCAUCGACAGGGGCACGUCGCAGUACAAUCAGCGGCUGGAGGACAUUCGCCUGCUCAAAAUGGAGAUCGUGAAUGUGCGCAUGUCCCACCAGUGCAUGCAGCGGGAGGUGGGCAACAGGGCGACCAUGCGCCAGGAUGUGGUGCGACUGGAGCGCCAGCUCCUGCAGGAGCGUCUGCGUGUCUCCGCCUACACAAAGGAGAUGGCCCAUCCAUUGCGCAUCCAUCGCUGGCGCGUGAUGCUCGGCAAGGAUCCGCGACGCUACGAGCUCAUCCGCAAGAUCCAGGCCCUGCUCAAGCGCAACAUUCGCCUCAAUGUGGAGCGUUUGAAUAUGGCCAAAAAGCUGCAGGAUUCGGUGCGAUUGUACGAGACGCUCAAGGCGCGCAUCAAGCACAUGCCCGAUCCCAGUGUACGGGAGAAGCUCUGUACCCAGCAGCGCAUCAAUCGCUGCCAGAGCAACCAGCUGCGCGCCAUCAAGGCCGAACUGAUAAUCAACGAGAUCGAUCUGAAGAGUCGCGACAUCCUCAUCAAGGAGUGCCAGGCGACGCUGAAGCAACAGAACCAGAGCCAGACAAACAUUGAGGCCGCCCACAAGCGGCGCCUGGACAAGUAUACGGAGCAGUACUACUACGAGAACUCCUCCGCCUCCGGCUACGCGGCCUGCAAGAAAAGAAACAGCAAACUGAGUGACAAUGCCAGCUGAGGAAGGAGGUUUUAUUUGAACGCCCUGGUGCGUUCCAGCUGCUUCGUGGAUCAUUAAAGCAAGGUGGUGACCAUCUUAAAGCCCGCUCCCAGUGUACGU